AUGGCAGCAAAGGCUGCAGCGUCAGGAGCAAAUUUAAAAUUGACCGAGGCAUUCAAUUUGGAGGGGAAUUGGACAAGUCAGCAUUUCGUGAAACUUGUUCCCAAGCAACUGCUUUGCACUCUUAGAUCUGAUUUGAAGUCAAACAUGGAAAAGCUUCUCGCAACUUCUACGUCUUAUCUGUUGGUGUUGGGGUUCAAUUUCCAUGGUGAUGCAAUGGAGACUGGUGUGUUUAUUUGGACUUCAUUAGUUUGGGUUGCACGUCUGUGGGGUUCUCUUGUCCUUGCUGAACUGGUUGAUGCAUUGUGGACAAUUGGUACCAAGACAGGACUUUUUGCAUCUGAAGUGAGGGCUCCUGUUCCGUUCAUUCCAGUCCCAGGGCAAUCUUCCAAAUUUCAGAAUGGGGCUUCAGCUACUGGAAGAUUGGGUUUGGCGCUUGCAGAAGAAUCAAUAUCUCCAUGGGGGCCGGAUGGAGAACUGUGCUCUUGGAAGGUUGAAGCGGGAGUAGCUGUUUCUGAGGAUAUGGCAGCAUGA
Molecule: messenger RNA, 531 nt
Organism: Ilex paraguariensis (yerba mate)
Lineage: Eukaryota; Viridiplantae; Streptophyta; Magnoliopsida; Aquifoliales; Aquifoliaceae
Source: the annotation of a GenBank genome assembly